AAUAGCCAAAAAAAAGGAAGCUGCAAGGAAGGUGAAGUUUUGCCAAGUGUUGUGAAACAUUGAUUUAAAAUUGCGAAAUUGUGUGAUUUUGGUGGAAGCAAGCAAUGAUGCAACCCAGUGCAAAUAUCGUUCACAUGGAAACGUAUCAGCAAGCGUGGAUUGGAUACCAGUGAAUAAAUGGUUAAGCCACCUUCAGAACAAACAGCUUUCACAUUGGAAUGGACACAGUGUGGCUCUACAUAAGCCUUACACAAAGUCGUUCUAAAAGUCCAUGGUCAUCGCUAAUUGAGGUGUUCAUGCCGGCAUUCGAGAGUAUGUGAAGUGAAUCAAUAUCAGUGUGGACUAACUUACAAUUCAAGCCGGUCACAGUAGGCCAUGCGGCUUUGCUUCAUUUGAAAAGAGGAAAAAAGAAGUCAGCGAUAAAAAAAUCUUCAGUUAUCGAGCGACCUUGACCCAGUUUACACACCGUGCUGGAUUUGGAAGCGAACAGUAGUAUGCUUUCAUUUCGUCGCGUGAAUUAAUUGCGUUUAAGAAUUGGUAGUAUGUAUUCGCGACGCCAAAGCUUUAUCGGAAUUGCGUAAUUGCGAAUCUCGUAGUACUGAUAAACUGUAAUAAAGCUGAAGAAUGCUGCAAAUUGCUGUCCACGCGAAAGACACACCAACAUGUCCAAUCCAUCCGUUGGAGUGGACAGCACCGUCCGGAGUGCUUCCGACAGUGACGAUGAAGGUGGUCUGGUAAUGCGCAUCAACUCGGCCACGUCCUCAACCACCAACGGAGGAACGUUCUCCAAGGUCAGCAGCAGUUCCACCAACGGUAACGGUUAUCUAACGCCCAACGAAAGCUUCCCGUGGAAGCGCAAACAGCUAAUCGACGUAACUCCCAGUGGAAGUCUCGACUUGACGAAACUCUGCAUGCGGCGGAACUCCAGCUACGGAAAACUCCCCUCGGAGAACCCCGAGGCGAAGGUGUUGGUCAUCUACACCGGUGGUACGAUCGGCAUGAUGCGCAACGAGAAAAACGCGCUGGAACCUCGACCGAACGAGUUUGUCCGCAAAAUUCGUCAAUACCCGAACAUGCACGAUGACGCGUAUGCGUCCAAGCGGUACGGUCCCGCGAAGAACAUGGCUCCGUUGGUGCUUCCGUACGUGGAAGGCGAACACCGGCGGAUUCUGUACCAGAUCUGCGAGUACGAACCGCUUCUGGACUCGUCCAACAUGGGCGUGGCCGAUUGGGUCCGUAUCGCCAACGAUAUCAAGCAGUCGUACGAGUUCUUCGACGGCUUCGUAGUGCUGCACGGUACGGAUACGCUGUGCUACACGGCGUCGGCCUUAUCCUUCAUGUUUGAGAAUCUCGGAAAGACGGUGAUCCUGACUGGGUCGCAAAUCCCGAUCUUUGAAACCCGAACCGAUGGGAAGGACAAUUUUACGUCCGCCUUGAUUAUGGCGGGCAACUACGUGAUUCCCGAGGUGUGCGUAUUCUUCAACAGUCGACUGUUUAGGGGUAAUCGAACGAUCAAGGUGAGCAGUGGAUCGCUGGAUGCGUUCAACUCGCCGAAUGCUGCGCCGCUGGCGAAGAUGGGAAUACACGUGGAGAUCGACUACCGGUUGAUCUUCCGGCCUUGCACGGUGGAGAAGUUCAACGUGCAUGUUCAGAUGGACGAGAACGUCGGUUUGCUGCGGGUGUUUCCCAGUAUCUCGAUGGCUACGGUGAAGGCGUUCCUGCAACCGCCGAUGCGCGGAGUCGUUCUACAGACCUACGGUGCAGGGAAUAUCCCGACGAAUCGUCCGGAUCUGUUGGAAGCACUACGUGACGCAGCUGAUCGCGAAGUCCUGAUCGUUAACUGCACCCAGUGUACCGAGGGAGCGGUUAGCGACCUUUACGAAACCGGUAGACAACUUCAGGACAUCGGGGUUAUACCAGGGUUCGACAUGACUCCGGAAGCUGCCCUAGUCAAGUUAUCGUACGUCAUCAGCAAGGACAGUUGGAACCAUGAGACGAAGAAGUUGAUGUUGAAGAAUAAUCUCCGUGGAGAGUUGACCCACGAGAAGACUCCGGAGAUGCAGGAGUACGACCUGAUAGACGCGGUUGCCCGAACUCUCCAGCUAAACUCGGACAAAGAACUGGUUCAGCUGAAAUCUUCCCUCUUCCCGGCCAUGGUGAACAGUGCCGUCCAGGCAGGAGACGUCGCCAAGAUCAACAACAUCAAAGGGUACGGAGCGAACCUGUCGGCAGAGAACUACGAUCGGAGAACGGCCUUGCACGUAGCCUGCUGCGAGGGAAACAUAGAAGUCGUUCAGUAUUUGCUCCAGAAUGGAGCAGCCGUUCACAUCCGUGACCGAUACGAUCGGACGCCGCUGAUGGACGCGAUCCUCAACGAUCACUACCAAAUCAUUCGGUUGCUGCUGAAAUGCGGAGCGCACCUGACCGGAUCGAUCCGAGCGAUAGGCGAGAGUCUGUGCAGCGCAGCGGCUCGGAACCAGAUACACCGGCUGGAGUCCUACCGUAUCGCUGGAGCCGAUCUUUCCCAAGCCGAUCCCACCGGUCGAACGGCUCUGCACGUGGCAGCCUUGUACGCGAACCUCGACAUAACUCGGUAUCUGGUUAAAAACUACGCCGAAGUUAACGCCGUGGACUACCUAGGCCUUACUCCCCUGGACUACGCUACCAAGUCCAACGCCCAACAUGUGAUCGAUUUCCUACUGGAGAAGAAUGCCAAGCGAGGCGAAGAAAUUGAGGAGAUUCCCUUACCAGACUUCCGUGAAUCGUUCGAAUAUUAGUUUGUACUGAUCAAGACCUUUAUUUAGUUUCUAAGAUAAAAUUCGGCUACACUAGUCUAACGAGUGGCCCAUCAACACUA
This is a messenger RNA of Aedes albopictus (Asian tiger mosquito), 2857 nucleotides long. Its product is annotated as L-asparaginase. Gene Ontology annotation, biological process: amino acid metabolic process. The transcript has 4 exons. NCBI's taxonomy places the organism in Eukaryota, Metazoa, Arthropoda, Insecta, Diptera, Culicidae. The record is from RefSeq and is a predicted model, not a curated record. Gene Ontology annotation, molecular function: asparaginase activity; protein binding. The coding region runs from base 663 to 2777 and encodes 704 amino acids.